This is a messenger RNA of Talaromyces stipitatus ATCC 10500, 1000 nucleotides long. RefSeq lists its product as uncharacterized. The transcript is spliced from 2 exons. The record is from RefSeq and is a predicted model, not a curated record. Bases 63 to 425 code for a protein of 120 amino acids. NCBI's taxonomy places the organism in Eukaryota, Fungi, Ascomycota, Eurotiomycetes, Eurotiales, Trichocomaceae.
GAGGCACCCAUUACACAUAAUCUGAAUAGCCAUCAACCACAAAAUCCAUAAUAAAACAUAACAUGUCGGACAAUACCAGCACAUCCCCCCGUCGUCACUGGAACGGUCAACCCGGUGCCCGCCACGAACAUCAAAACGUCUGGCUGAACGGCGGUAUCCGAUCAACCGCUCCCUCAGCACCAUGGGCUGGCUGGGAUGCUCACAAGAAGCGUCGUGAAUCCGAAUCAUCGUCAUCCACAAAAUCAACUGAGAGUAGACGCUCCAGCGGCACGGGAAAAUCACUGUUUGAUACUCUGCACACACAGAAGAGAGGAAGUUACUCCGAUCCGAGUCAUGAGCAGAGGAGGAAGAGUUAUGCAGAGAUGAUGCCUGAGAAGGGAUUUUUUGGGAAGUUGUGGCAUGGGUAUACGUCUGGGUCGAAGUGAUUUGUAUUGCAAAUCUGCUUGUGCAAUGUUUGAAUUCAGUUUUGCUUUCUCACCAAUGUCUCUGUUGAACGAGUAUCGAAAUCUAAGUCGAGGUUAUGAAUUGAGUGAAUCGUCCUUCAUUGAUCAUAGACUGACAUGGCUAUGCUAAAGGUUCCAUUUCCAUAAUGGACUGUGUGAUAUCGCCCCCUAGACUCUAGUGCAGCCCUCAUCGGUAAGCCCGGCAAAGUGUCUACUCAUCUAUCGAUGAACAGACUGCCUUGUAUUUGUUAGAGCACAUGGUUUUAAAAAAAAAAAGAAAAGAUGUUAUUUCUCUUUUCUUCCUUCCUUGAGGAUAAAAAAAAAACAGCGCCAAUUAUAUCACCAUUUUUUGAAACCAUUUCGAAUAAACACAAGACACAUGAACAUAAAAAGUACCCCCCGCACCGAGAAUUUCUUCAAGUUUUUGCUAUGCAUUUAUCGGACAAUUCCCUCGAAGCGGUUCUUGAACCACUUGAUGGUCUCGGCUUGGGUGAUACGGUGGCUGGAACCGAUAUGAGCUUUGGCGCGUCUACGCUUGGCGAUACGCUCUCCAGGAC